Molecule: messenger RNA, 726 nt
Organism: Peniophora sp. CBMAI 1063
Lineage: Eukaryota; Fungi; Basidiomycota; Agaricomycetes; Russulales; Peniophoraceae
Source: the annotation of a GenBank genome assembly
AUGUUUCAUUUCGCUCUGCUAUUUUUGCUGUCUUCGAUCGUCCAAUUCGCCUCCGCCGAACUAUAUGUAGCUUCUCCCGACUCAUCCACAACUUGUUCAGCGGGGAAAGCAUGCACGGUCACCUGGCUAGACAAUGGCGUCGCACCAACAUUAGAAACUAUCGGGGUAUGCACCGUGGGCUUGUACCAUGGCACUCAGCAAUUGGUCCAGAUGAUUGACGCUGUCAACGUCGCAACAUCACACUCGUUGUCCUUCACUCCCCAAGCCAACGCCGGACCCAAUUCCGAUUCAUAUUACAUCGCCUUGAAGUCCAAGACCCAAACCGGCAACUCGACUUCAGACUACGUGGGUUUCUCAGCGAAUUUCAGGUUAACCGGCAUGACCGGCUCCUUCGACUCGCCUGUACCAUCAUUAACGUCGUCGAUCGCCGUCCCAUCGUCCUUGACGGAUAGUAACGCUAUCUCAACCAGCACCCUACCUGGCACUGUCACCAUCUCUGUGUCGAGUGCCACAACAACACCAACCCAGACUUCGCCGUCGUCUCGCAUGACGACAUCAUCCGCACGCUCAUCCUCGGCCGCGUCGAGCGCAAGUGCCGCCGGUGCAUCAUCGAGUGCCAGCGCGUCGGCUGCUGGAGCAGCAUCAUCAGCUCUAGUUUCUAGACCUACCCUUGGUCUGGUAUCAGCAUUCUUCCUCUCCACCCUGGCUUUCGUUGCGUAUGUCUGA